UAUAACCGUCAUUUCCCACAACGCUGUUUAAAUGAAAAGUUCAUCAUAAUCGUCAUCAUUAUUAUAUAUUUGUUUAUUUCGACAGCACUUACGUCAAAGUGCAGUACAUAUGAGUAAAAAGAAUUACAGGAACAACCCCGACAUUAAGCCGGUGAAGGCAGGUCAAUACUGAGGCAACGAAGCUGGAGGCGAGGAGGCUUUGGUGGGCAAUGUCAACAAGCUGAUGGUGACCCCGCCAGGGCACUCAGGAGCUCCAAGAAAAGGACAUUUGGUUUUCGAUGCUUGCUUCGAGAGUGGGAACCUUGGCCGUGUUGACUACAUCAGUGAAUUUGAGUUUGACCUCUUCAUCCGGCCUGACACCUGCAAUCCCCGGUUCCGGGUUUGGUUCAACUUCACUGUGGAGAACGUCCGAGAGACACAGAGGGUCAUAUUCAACGUGGUCAACUUCUCCAAGACCAAGAGCCUCUACCGUGAUGGCAUGUCUCCUGUUGUCAAGUCAACCAGCAGGCCCAAAUGGCAAAGACUUCCGGCCAAGAACGUGUACUACUACCGCUGCCCGGACCACCGGCGCAACUAUGUUAUGUCGUUUGCCUUCUGCUUUGACCGAGAGGACGACGUGUACCAGUUCGCCUACUGCUACCCUUACACCUACUCCCGACUGCAGCACUACCUCGCGAGCCUGGAGCGCAGAGCGCUUCCCUACCUGCGGAGGGAGCAGCUGGGACUCAGUGUGCAACAACGGCAGCUGGACCUGUUAACCAUCACCAAUUGCGACGAUCUGUGUUGCGCGUUGCCGGUUUCCAACAUCCAAGAUUUCAGCCCCGAGCACGGAGCCGAUUUCGAUCAUCGGAAGGUGUAUGUGGUUCGCAGGGGAGAAGAAGAGAAUGGCAAAGCAGGCCAGCCGUGCGAGGCUCACAUCCUUGCCCUUGCAGAUGCUGUAGAGGAGUUUGAAGACUUUAUAAUGCAAAAGAAGAUGAAAAUUCCCAAGAUGUCCAUCAAGAAUUCAGGAAAUUCAAUUGAGAACAGUUUUGGACAGGAGAGGAUGCCUCUCAGGCAUAAAAAGGCCCUUUCUCAGGACCCUGGACGCCCCAUUUCAAACUCCUCCAAAAGUUUGGCAGCAGUAGUGGCUCGCCUAGAGAGAAACGCAGCAAGUUCCUGUAUGGAAGGCGAAGACGAUCUAGAUGAGGAUCGACUGGCUGAGGAAGGAGAGGAUGCUGACGAUGAAGAUGAAGAUAUGGAAGCAGAACAGCACCAGGACGAUCAUCAUCAUCGUCAUCGUCAUCACCAGCAGCAGCAGCAACAUCUCCAGGUGGACACAGACGUGGCCGCGGCGGUUGUUCCUCGCGUCCAUUAUGAGGAGCUGGUCGUCAGCUACAGGCAGCAGGAGGACGAGAUGAGGAGGCUGCAGCAGGAGCUGGAAAGAACACGUCGCCAGCUGGUGCAGCAGACCAAAAAACUCAAGGAAUACGGCAGCCUGCUGACUGAAGUCAAAGAACUCAGGGACUUCAAUCGACGGCUGCAGGAUGUGCUUCUCAUUAGGCUGGGCAGUGAGCCUAUGCAUGACAGUGGCACGCAGACAAUCAAGGCUGAGGUGAUUGAACCCAUUGUUGAGACCCAGGAAACAUUCCGAGAAGAAGCCAACACCAGUUCCAGCUACUCACCAUCUCCUAGAACAGUCUACACAUGCAACGAUGGCAAGGUACACCUCGGCGGUGGGAUCUGGGUGGAGGAGGAGAAGUGGCACCAGUUGCAGCGCACCCAGGGAGACUCCAAAUUCACAAAGAACCUGGCUGUCAUGAUCUGGGGCACGGAAACCCUCAAAAACCGUAGCGUCACAGGAGUGGCUACCAAAAAGAAGAAAGACGCCCUUCCUAAACCGCCACUGUCACCAAGCAAGCUAAAAAUUGUCAGAGAGUGUCUGUACGACCGAGUUUCCCAAGAGACGGCCGACAGCGCGGAGAUAACGCAAAGAUUGUCCAAAGUGAACAAAUACAUUUGCGAGAAGAUCAUGGACAUCAACAAGUCCAUCAAGAACGAGGAGCGGCGGGAGUCCAAGCUCCUCAUCAGACAGACGGUCAAGAUGGAGAGCUUUGCCUACGACGGCAUGUAAAGAUCAAGUGUUCUUCUGCGCCCUUCCUCCUCCCCAUCACGCAAAGGUCAAAGGAUAUGGAGGGGGCUCGGUUUGAGAACAUUUGGUGUUGUCUUCACGGUCUCAGCAGCACCACUAUUCCUUCAACUCAUCAAAUUGGUCAUGGUGUGAAACACAAAAGGCCCUCUUUUUUUUAAGAAAACAGCAACAGCUCCUUCCUCACAGCUCUGUUUGCCUAUUAAGUUACAGACAGCUUUACCCACCAGGCAGAUGGUAACAAGCAUGAGUGUUUUUUUUUUGUCCCCCCCCCCCCCCCCCGACCUAAAAAAAAAGCUUUACAAUGGGGUCAGUAUGAAGAAAUAGUUUGCCUAAGCGUGUCUGAGUUGGUUUAAAAAAAAAAAAAAAAAAAAAGAUUGUGAAAUUAAUUUAUUGUUCUG
This is a messenger RNA of Syngnathoides biaculeatus (alligator pipefish), 2526 nucleotides long. Its product is annotated as BEN domain-containing protein 5-like. The transcript is spliced from 12 exons. The coding region runs from base 224 to 2110 and encodes 628 amino acids. Gene Ontology annotation, molecular function: DNA binding. Lineage: Eukaryota; Metazoa; Chordata; Actinopteri; Syngnathiformes; Syngnathidae. The record is from RefSeq and is a predicted model, not a curated record. Gene Ontology annotation, biological process: negative regulation of DNA-templated transcription.